Dentiscutata erythropus is the source of this 1889-nucleotide messenger RNA. The record is from the annotation of a GenBank genome assembly. Lineage: Eukaryota; Fungi; Glomeromycota; Glomeromycetes; Diversisporales; Gigasporaceae.
CAUCAACAUGCAUAGCACAACGAUUCGAUGCAAUCAUUUUUCAUGUGCAUAAAGCCGACGUGGUUAAUGAUGCACAACUUCUCAAGGCAAUUGAAAUUUUAAAAGAAAAAACGUCGACUUCAGCCUCUUCAUUAGCAAGUGUGCUGAAUGUUGUUAACUACGUUCUUGGCAAGCCAUGCUUCUUCCCUGAAACCUUAUUUGGAAACAAAAAAACCGUUGCUUUCGAUAUUAAAGGUCAAAGCUAUGUAGUUAAAUUUGUGACUUGUAAUAAAGGAACUUCCGAACAUAGCGCAACCCCUAUGGAUGUUGACAAUACACGUCUCGGAAAUAAUGGGUCGAAUAGUCACUCUUCCCACGCUUCCCAGUCGUCGUCUUCACCACAACUCUUACAACCUACUAUCGCUGACAUCCUUAGCGAUUCCAAAUUUCUUAGACUUAUAGAUCUACUUCAACAAAAAACUCAAGAGUCUCCACUCAAAUUAGCAAGUUUAUUAUGUAUUAUAAAGGCUGUGCUUGAUGACGUUGGAUUAAAAGGUCGAUUAUUCCAAAACAAAAUAAAGUUUUUACACAAUUCACGAGAAUAUAUGAUAGAAUUUCAUGAUCAUGAUUCAGAACAUAUAAUUGGCGACGCAAAUGGUAACUUUUCUCAAGAUACCAAUAAAUUAAAGACUGAACACCACGAUGAUGACGAUGAUAUGAUGGACGAAUUAGAAAAAGAUGAGAUUGAAACUGUUCCACACGAAAAUGAGGUAUGGCGCGCUCAUAUGCCUGCAGUUUCUAAAAGAAAGCGUAGUGGUGAAAGUCCCAAUUCAGAUGAAGAUCACAAUCCACAACCAAAUACUUCUACCAAAAGACGAUCAACGGAUAAACAUAAGGCGCCUCCUCUGAGCUGUGAAGCUGUUAAACGUCUUUUCACAACUAUCACUAAAGCAACUCUUAUUCAGAGACUCGAAGAAUCAAAAGCUUUAAUCUCGGCUAUCAAAGAAAGUUAUGCCAAUAUCCGUCCACCUGCUCAAUCUACAAAUUUAGCAUCAUCAUCACGCCUAAACCUUCUAUGUCAUCUUCUUCAAUCACCACCAACAUCCCGAAUUGAUGGAAUCUCUUCUAAAGUUUUUUCAAACUUGGAACUUUAUAAAUUAUUUACUACUUACAAUUCUUACAAAGAAGAAGUCGCUCAAAAUAAUCAUAUUGAUCCAUUAAAUUCACCAAAUAAACGCAGUCAUACUUCACCUUCUUCAGAUCCAUCAUCACCUAUCACUUUUCCUACCUAUUCUUCAUUUAUCGAUCCAACAGUUACCUUACACAUCAAAGAACAAACUGGUGGUAAAGAAGUUGGAAAGCACCGCUUGAAUUGUGCUUGGAGGCUUAGCAUAUUAUGUGAGUUACUAGGUAAAGGUGUAUUGUUGAUGACCAAGGAAUUAAGUGGUGCUAAAUUGGAACGAAUUCUUGUUGAAGAAUUUACAAAAUUAGUAGAAUUCUUGAAGAAUUCAGAUAAUCAUGAUUGGGUUGCUAAUGUUAGAGAAAAAAUGGAUCUGUCAGGAUUUGACGAAGUUUACGCACCAUUAGCUGAAGCAGAUAUAGAUAAUAGUUCUAAUAACUCCGGAACUGUUUCCGAUACCGUUGGAAUCAAUAACGAUAAUAAUAUGGAAAUGCCAACAGCCAUGAAAUCUAACCUUGGAAUCAUCACAUUUUCUGUCGAUCACAACAUUACACAAAACAUGAUCGAUCCAAGAUUGACUAUUCCGGAAGAGGAACUAAUGAACCAUAAUGGACACCACCAUUACUCGGAAGUUGACUCGAAAAACGAUCUUGUCAUGAGGGCUCCGGGAAGUGUGCGACCGAUCUCAUACAUCAAACGUGAUAUGAGAACCGAAAGUCAAAAAUAUUAA